Molecule: messenger RNA, 2117 nt
Organism: Phyllostomus discolor (pale spear-nosed bat)
Lineage: Eukaryota; Metazoa; Chordata; Mammalia; Chiroptera; Phyllostomidae
Gene: NOXA1
Product: NADPH oxidase activator 1
Exons: 13
Coding region: 274-2052 (592 amino acids)
Biological process (GO): superoxide anion generation
Molecular function (GO): superoxide-generating NADPH oxidase activator activity; protein binding
Source: RefSeq, a predicted model, not a curated record
CUACCGCCAGGGGGCGCCAAGGACUGCAGGGGGCGUGUCUCACCUGGCGCUCACAGACACCCCUCUUGCGUACUAGUGCCCAGCGGUCCUCCGCCCCGAUCCCCCCUGGCCUUGAGGGCGCGCCACAGUCCUAGCCCACCUCCGGAUCCAGACGUCCCUGCUCCGCGGUCCUCGGUGCCCCAGUCAUCCCACCGGACCCCUCAAGGGACACCAUCCCGCCACCUGCCCGGAAGCAACGACUUCCGCAGCGGCCGGACAGGUGCUGACGGCGCCAUGCCCUGGCUCAGGGACCUGGUGUUCGACUGGCAGCAGGGCGUGCAGGCUGUGGCGCGCGGGGACUGGGACUGCGCCCUGCGCCUCUUCUCGGGCGUCCCGGGGCAGCCGGCGAAAAUGUGCUUCAACGUGGGCUGCGUGCACCUGCUGGCCGGGGACCCAGAGGCCGCGCUGCGGGCGUUUGACCGAGCAGUGGCCAAGGAUGUGUACCUGGCCGUCGGCUUCUUCCAGCGUGGAGUGGCCAACUUCCAGCUGGAGAGGUCCCAGGAGGCCCUGUCCGACUUCCAGGUGGCCCUGGCCCGGCUGCGGGGGAACACGGCCAUCGACUACGCACAGCUGGGCCUGCGCUUCAAGCUGCAGGCCUGGGAGGUGCUGUUCAACGUGGCGGCAGCGCAGUGCCGGCUGGGACUCUGGGCUGAGGCGGCCCGCAGCCUGGAGGACGCUGUCUCCAAGGGGCCCGAAGGCGCCCGCCGUGACCUGGACGCGGCCCUGGCCCGAGUGCAGGGGCUAUGGCAGGUGCGGGCGGCCAGACGCGGGGUCGGCAUGGGCCGGGCCUCCCUCCAGGAACAGGGUACCCUGCAGCCUCGGAGCGUGCCCAGGGGCGAGGUCUUCCGGCCCCCCCGGCGCUACCUGGAGCACCUGAGGCCCAUGGACUUCCUGGGCAAGGCCAAGGUGGUGGUGGCCUCUGGCGCUGGGCUUCAGCAGCCCCAGGUGGGUGGACACCUCCCUCCCCUCAGCCCGGCCUCUUUGCCUGGGGUCUUGGGGGUUCCAGACCAGGGUAAGUGGGCCGGGUGGAGGGGGACAGGGGCCGCAGUACCGGGAGGACCCCCCCACUCCAGGCUGAGCCCGGGGACCAGCAGCCACCGCCAGGCACUGCAAGGGUCUCAGGCAGGGCGGGCAGCCUCCUCACCCGUCCCUGACAGGCGCUCCGGGGCCUGGCCUGCAGCCCGCCCCCCCCAGCAGUGGGCCAUCCCCGCCUCAGUCAGGCCCCGUCUCCCUGCCUGCCCUCCUGGCCGCGGGUCAGCCCCAGGCGCUGGGGUUUGGCUGAAGAGGGAGGGCGUGGGCCUCACUUCCUGCCCCGCGGGAAGGAGGGGGUUCCCCAUUCAGUGUGUCAGAGACCCCAGGGAAGGGAGUCACUGCCACCGGCUCCCCGAGGCUCCCACCACCCCGGGCCCCACCGUGGCCCCACCGUGGCUUCCCUCGCAGAGACCCCACCCGGAGCAGGCUGGCCAGCAGGCUCCUGUAGGGCAGCUGGCAGCUGGGCAGCCAGACCCUGAGCCCUCCGCAGACCCCAUGGGUGCUGGGGGAGUGGCCGCAGGGGACCGCAAGGGCUCGGUGGCUGUCACGGUGAAAUGUGCCUUUACCCUGGCCCUGGAGGCCCCGUGCGGAGCCAGCCUGUCCAGCCUGAGGGCCCUGCUGAGCGAGGCCCUCCCUGCCCAGGCCCAGUGCGGGCAGCUCAGUUACCGGGAGCCCGGUGACGGUGGGCGCUGGGUCCCCCUGCCUGAGGAGCGGGCGCUGCAGCGGGCCUGGCGGGACGCGGCUUCUGGCCCCUCGGGGCUGCAGCUGCGGUGCCGGGCAGUAGACGGCCGGCCGGUCCUCUGCCAGGUGGUGGCCCGGCACAGCUACCCCGCCCAGCGGCCCGAGGACUUGGACCUGCAGCCGGGGGACACUGUGGACGUCCUGUGUGGAGUGGACCAGGCGUGGCUGGAGGGCCACUGUGAUGGCCGUGUCGGCAUCUUCCCCAAGUGCUUCGUGGUCCCGGCCGGCCAUUGUGCGUGAGGAGCCCGGGCGGCCGCGGCGACACCAGCCCCGAGAAGCCCCGUGGUGGGAGGGAGGGUUUUAAU